This is a messenger RNA of Guillardia theta CCMP2712, 2628 nucleotides long. RefSeq lists its product as hypothetical. The record is from RefSeq and is a predicted model, not a curated record. The transcript is spliced from 16 exons. NCBI's taxonomy places the organism in Eukaryota, Cryptophyceae, Pyrenomonadales, Geminigeraceae. Bases 1 to 2628 code for a protein of 875 amino acids.
AUGGCGAGUCCAGGGCGAGGGACGAGGCGGCAUCCGGAGGAGCGACAUGUGGCCUCCUACAUCAGCAUCGGCCCCGGAACACCCAAGCAAUCACCCAAGAGAGACGCGAGGAGUGCAGGAACGACGGAUGGUGAGACCAGCACGGAACAUCAGCACGCGGAAGACACGCUGUCUUCUCCUUCAAGCUCAGUGGCAACUCCAACAGAGGCAGGAGAGAGACAACGACCAAAGAGUCAGAGCGCGAGGAGAAAGCUCCUGCUCGACGAGAGCGAAGAGACCCCGGCGAGAGCGAACGUGGGCAUGCUGAAGAGACCGUUCCUUGGACUAGAUAUUAGCCCCCCACAGCUCCUCCUCCCUCGAGUGGAUGACCUCACAAUCAAACGAGCAGAGUUCUGUGACAAGUCAAGUGGGGAGCUGCUGGCGACUUUGUGCCGAGCCCUGCAGGACGUGCAUACUUUUACGCUGUUCGAACAGAGCUCCAAGGCGUGUUCGGAAGUUCUCUCCCUCCUACAGGACUACCUCCUCAAGUUCCAGAUGCUGCAAGAUCGCAUUGUCCGAGGGGUUCAGUCCGGCGGGAUAGCAUGGGACGUGGAGUUCUCUCGGGGGGCGGUAUGGGGGAAGGGAGCGGCGGGGGAGCCUGAGAGCUCGUUUCAAGUCGCCAUGAAGCAGAGGAGGCAGAGGGAGCAGGCAGUGAGGUCAGCAGGAGAGGAGCAGGACGGGUGCGAUGGGAGCCUGUCGGAUGUGUCUCAGUCUGUGAGGGUCGAGCGGCAGGAGGAGCAGAGCGCCUGCUCGUCGACCAGGAGCAGCCUUGACGACUCGUCUGGGCUGGAGCACAAGUUUCAGUUCCCAGCAUCGAGCGACUCUUUGGAGGGAUACGGGAGCAGCCAGAGAUCGCUCCACGACAAGUUCCUCUCCCCCGACCGUCACCGGAAAUGUCCGGAUGAGAUGCAGAAGCGGCAGGAAGAGAAGCAGCUGCUGGCGCUCAAGAAACGCGCCGCUCUCGAAGCGCAGAAGCAGGAGAAGUUACGAGACGCUGAGAUGCACCGACAAGAGCGUCUACGGCAGGCGAGUUGUGCUGUGAAAGAGAAGCGGCAGAACACGCAGUACAUCAUUCAUGAGCGGCUUCAGCGAGCUGAGAAGCUCCACCAAGCUCAGAUCCUCGAACGACAGAGGAAGGCGAGGCAAGAGCACAGCAAGGUGCAUGGAGUGAAGGAGGAGAUAGCUUUCAUCGAGUUGCUGAAUGCAGAGUCGAGGACUGCAGAAUUGCAGAGCCGACUAGAGCUGGCAGAAUCAAGGAGGUUGCAAUCGCUCGAGGCAGUUUCAAAGUCAACGGAGAAGGCAGCGAAAGAGGAGGCGGCGAAGAGGAGGAGGCUGCAGCUCGAAGAAGAGAAGCUACAGAGAUUGGAGGCGCGUUAUGCUCAAAAAUUCGGAUCGUCUACACCUUCGCACAUGGCGAAUGUGAUGGAGAAUGCGGAGGCUUCGCAGCUGAACUCCUCAGAAUGCGCUGCCCCUGCCCCCGUGUCCUCGUCCUCCUCCUCGUCCUUGUCUUCUAUGCCGCUGUUUGCGGAAGGGGAGGGAGAAUUGAGGACCAGCUACGGAGGUGCAGGAGAGUCGAGUGGGAGGCGAUCGAUCAGCAGAGACGAGGCGGCGAGGAUGAGAAGGACGGAGCUCGAGAACGAGCGGCAGAGAAGGGUCGAGCAGGCGAGCCAGGAGAAGAUCCAACGAGCGGAGGAGAGGCAGAAGAAGAUAUUCGAGGAAAGGAUGCUGGUGCUAGCGAACAAGGAGGCCAAGAUUCGACAUCAGGCCGAGCAGCUCAACAGAAUCACAGCAGAGAUGCAAGCUGAUGCAGAGAAGCAGAAGAAGGAGCUGGAGAUUCGAUUGCAGUCUGUGGUGCAACGAAAGCAGCACUACAUGCAGGAGAUUAUCGCCAAGGCGCACGCGGCGAGCGAACCAAAAUCUCAGCAUGCAGAGACGGGAUUGAAGAGCGAGGAGGAGGUAGCGACGAGAAUCGCAGGUCGACCCUCCUCCGUGGCCGUGAGGGAGGAGCCGUCGAGUGUCCCCUCGUCGAGCUUGCUGGAGGCCCAGGAGAAGUUCAGCAGGGGGAUGAAGAAGCGCGCGAGGAAGUUCCGGCAGAGGUUGCAGCUCGGGAGGAGCAAGUGGAACGAGAGUCAAGAGAACUCGGCGAGUUGGAAGACUAUGAAGGAUCCCAGGGGCAUGAAAGCGAUCGCCGACCUGGCGAAGUUUUCAUCUUUCGAGGAGAAGCAAGACGGGCAGAUUCAGGGGAAUCUCUUCUCGCGGCAUCUCGAGGAGAUCGAACGUUCGGCGGAAGAGUUGUACAGGCUGCUAGAGGCCUACGACUGCGACUAUGGCGCAGAGGCUCGAGGGGAUCCCAUGAAUAGCGUGGGAGGAGGAGGAGGAGGAGAGACCAAGAAGUCGAUGCUUGCGCACAUCCGACGAGCUGGAGUGCUUGCUGCGCUCAUGAAUGUGCUGGGGCUGCAGGUGAGGAUACAGCAGGCGAGGCUGCUGCAGACGGUGAUGAAGGUCUUGGCAAAAGUUUGUGAGGACGAGAUGAACAGACUGUCUGGCUAUGAGUCUGCACGAACACGAUCACGUUCAAGCAAGAAAUGA